UUCUUACCUUCUCUCUCUCUGUCUCUCCUUCUUUCCUCCACACAUGGUUUUAGUGUACUAAAGAACUGCUACUAGCAAUUUCGCAUUUGGUAAUUGUAAAAGUAUUAGUUUUUUAAAUCACAUCACAAGAAUUGUACACGACUCGCGUAACGUCUCUUGCGUAAUAAUUACAUUGUCCCGAUGUAAGCGGAUAUUUAUUAAUUAAAGAAAUAAUUACAACAAAGUAUUUCACAUAUAAGAGAUUAGGAAUUAACAAUUAAAAACAUAUAAUGAAAGAACAUUGAGAAUUGUUACGUUUAACAUUUAUACGCGUAUCUGCUAAUUAAUUUCUUUAAUCAACAUCCGGCCCCUGGUACAUUUCCAAUCAUUAGGACAUCCUUUGAAUAUGUGUAUCCUAUCUUUACAUCUUUACUUUUUUUUCACUAUUGACAGAGAGAUUUGCGACCUGUCUAAUUACAGACGUUUAUAAUUUAUGAUAGGCGUCGCAUUGUUUUCAAGAGAUAGCAACGAGACGUUCAGACAAUAUCUUGUGUUGCUUUGAUUAAUAACAAAAUAUUUAUUCUUUCUUUUUUUUUCUCGAGAAACGCAGAUAGAAAACAAAACUCGCGCGACUGAUUUAUAGUUUUAUAAGUAUAAUCUUUCGCGCGAAUUGUUUUAUGUGAAUUUUUAAACGCGCUCCGAUGACACAUUGGAGCGCGCGUGAUGUGUGUGUAAGUAUAUAUCCGAUCGAUAUCCAAAAAUAUCCUUCGGGUUGUAUAUCUGCGCCGUCGUGUGUAUAUGCGCGCCCGUUAGAAAAGAGAAGAGGCCAACACGCCGUGGUGGUUUCGAGGCGGCGACGACAACGAGUUGGACGACGUAUAGUGGACGAGGACGAUCGAUGUGAUCUGUGGCGCGUUCAAUGCCGCUUGCGAGGAACAUUGAAUUGUUCAGCGGCGGCAACAGCAGCAGCAGCCAGAUAGACUUCAGGGAGAGAGAAAGAAAGAGGGGAUGUACCCCACGUAUAUUACGAUGCCUAUAUAGCUAGCCACCAACAGAACAGAUCGUUUCAGUCGUUGCUUCUCGUCUCAGGAUUUGCCGGCAAUUUUUUUACUUUUUUGUUUUCUGUCUUCUUUUAGAAUCGCUGCUAUAUUCUCGGAUUAUAGUUUCUUUCAUAUCGGACCUUCGCGGUGCGACAAGUUUUCCACAAUGAUCGCUGUCGGCAGAACUCACUGAAGAUCAGAGAUCGAUCAUCAGCGUUAAUUGACUUUGUUUUUUUGUCGCCGAUCUAGUUUCCGCGAUACUCGGGAAGGAAAAGUAGCACACGCGCGCAAGACAGCGUUGUUUUAUCGCGAUAUAACAACGUAGGAAUAUUCAAUAUGUUCUCCGGGACGUAAACUUUUUUUUUCCCCCGCAUCAUUCCACUCGCUGUUGUCGUCGUCGACGAUAGGGAAGCAGCCGGCGCAGCGAGUGCUUUUUCAAACGAGUCCGGGAUUUUCGGGUUUGAGAGAGAGAGCGUGUCGCAGCAUCCCGAAGGCUGGCGUCGAAACGUGGCAAUCGACGUGCGAAAAAAGUGUUGCCUCCUCCUCUCUUUUCCCGAGGUACCUCGGAGGUCUCGAUCGAAGACAACAUGCCGCCGCAGGAGAAGUACUCCACGUCCGAGGAGGCCGCCGAUGAUCUAAAGGACGCGAGUCCCGACGGCUUGUCGCCCUCGGCCUCGUCCGAGAGCGGACUUCCGACGAGCGAGAAAGAAUCUUCCGUCAAGGAGCGGAAGGACGAAGACUCGAAGCGGGACGACCAGCAGGAACAGCAACCCAAGGACCUGGACUUCGACGACUUGCUGCCACACGUCGGCGAGUUCGGCGUCUAUCAGAAGAUUCUGUUCGUGCUGAUGAUACCGUUCGCCUUCUUCGUCGCCUGGGUUUAUUUCUCGCAGAUAUUCAUCACCCUCGUGCCGGAAGAUCACUGGUGCCGCGUACCGGAACUGGAGAAUCUUACCGUCGAAGAGAGGAUCGCGUUGGCGAUACCGAGCGGCGAGGACGGCCGCUCAAAAUGCACGAUGUACGAUGUGAAUUACACGAAACUCCUGUCAGACGGAAUCAGAGAUGUGGACCUGAAAUGGCCGACGAAGAGCUGCUCGCACGGUUGGGAGUUCAAUUUCACCGACAUACCCUACGAGACGGUGGCGACCGAGUUGGGAUGGGUGUGCGAGCACUCCGCGCUGCCGACGACGGCCCAGAGCGUCUUCUUCAUCGGCGCGAUCUUCGGCGGUCUGAUCUUCGGCUGGAUCGCCGACAGAUACGGCAGGAUACCGGCGCUGGUCGGCGCCAACGUUACCGGGUUUCUGGCGGGCGUCGCGACGGUGCUGGCCGGAAGUUUCUGGGAAUUCGCGCUCUGCCGAUUCUUCGUCGGCUUUGCCUUCGACAACUGCUUCACCAUGAUGUACAUAUUAGUGUUGGAAUACGUGGGACCCAAAUGGCGCACCUUCGUGGCGAACAUGUCGAUCGCGCUGUUCUUCACGUUCGCCGCCUGUAUUCUGCCCUGGAUCGCGUACUUCCUGGCCGACUGGAGAAUGACCUGCAUCGCCAUUUCCGUUCCCCUGGCUCUGGCGAUCGCGGCGCCGUGGCUGGUGCCGGAGAGCGCGAGGUGGCUCGUCAGUCAAAAUCGCGUGGAGAAGGCGAUCGAGAUCCUGGGUAAAUUCGAGCGCAUCAACGGCACGAAGGUGCCCGAGAAUGUUUACAAGCAGUUUCGCGAAACUUGCGCUCGGAUGUGCAAGGAACAGGAAGCGGACAAAACUUACUCCGUGGUGGAUCUGUUCAAGAGUCCGCGUCUGCGUAACAUCACGAUUCUUCUCAUAAUUAUCUGGAUGGCGAUAUCGCUGGUAUUCGAUGGCCACGUGAGAAACGUGAACAAUCUCGGACUCGACGUUUUUAUGACAUUUACCGUCGCUGCGUUCACGGAACUUCCCGCCGAUACGUUCCUCACCCUCGUCUUGGAUCGAUGGGGCAGACGAUGGCUGGCUUGCGGCACCAUGGUUAUAUCCGGCAUCUUCAGCAUAUGGGCGUGCGCGGUUUCGAACAAUAUUUAUUCGGCCACGCUGGCGAUCGUCGGCAGAUUCUGGGUGAACAUUUCGUACAACAUCGGUCUUCAGUACGCGGCCGAGGUAUUGCCGACGGUUGUGAGAGCUCAGGGAGUCGCUUUGAUCCACAUAAUGGGAUAUGUCGCCAGCAUCCUCGCGCCGUUCGUCGUCUAUCUUGACGUGGUCUCGUCGAUAUUGCCGUUAUUGCUUCUCGGAAUCAUAGGCGUUUUCGGCGGCCUUCUAACGCUUUUCCUGCCGGAAACGCUUGACAAAGAUUUGCCACAAACCUUGCAAGACGGCGAAGACUUCGGAAAGGAUCAGAAGAUGUGGGAUAUGCCGUGUCUCUCGAAGAAAAAGCCCGUAGACGCGGAAAUGCCACCGGUGGUCACGAUUCAACGAUCGUUUACACGUAAUAGUCUACGAAGUUCGAUGAGAGCGUCCACUCGCGGCGAGACCUUGAGAAGCAGCAUGAUACAAAGAUCGAGCAUAAGGUCACGGAAAAGCGUGAACGCGGCCAUGGAAGCGGAGACCAAGUGAAAGCUAUACGGUUACGACGUAACUCUCCGCGAUUUUCAGCAUUUUGUGUCAUUCUGUCUUCCUAUGCAUAUAAUAUUUUCCGCAGAAUCAUGUGAUAUGUCAGAGCUAUCAAAAUCAAAUUACACCUGUCGCCCAUAUUUAUAUAUAUCAAAAUUUUUAACGUUUCUUAGGAUUGUGAUUUAAAAAAAAAAAAAAAAAAAAAAA
Molecule: messenger RNA, 3796 nt
Organism: Pseudomyrmex gracilis
Lineage: Eukaryota; Metazoa; Arthropoda; Insecta; Hymenoptera; Formicidae
Product: organic cation transporter protein
Exons: 8
Coding region: 1607-3592 (661 amino acids)
Biological process (GO): transmembrane transport
Cellular component (GO): membrane
Molecular function (GO): transmembrane transporter activity
Source: RefSeq, a predicted model, not a curated record